Messenger RNA from Acromyrmex echinatior (Panamanian leafcutter ant), 1639 nucleotides. RefSeq names its product tyrosine-protein kinase Btk29A (gene Btk29A). Gene Ontology annotation, molecular function: ATP binding; protein binding; protein tyrosine kinase activity. Gene Ontology annotation, biological process: protein phosphorylation; intracellular signal transduction. Lineage: Eukaryota; Metazoa; Arthropoda; Insecta; Hymenoptera; Formicidae. The record is from RefSeq and is a predicted model, not a curated record.
GGUGCAGAGUAUGAAGUCUUGGAUGAUUCUCAGGAGCAUUGGUGGAAAGUUAAGGACGAGAAUGGAUCGAUCGGCUAUAUUCCUAGCAACUACGUUAAAGAGAAGGAAUUAUUGGGACUGCAGAAAUACGAAUGGUACGUAGGUGAUAUGUCAAGACAACGCGCCGAGUCAUUGCUAAAACAAGAAGAUAAAGAGGGCUGUUUUGUCGUUCGUAACUCGUCGACGAAAGGGCUUUACACACUCUCACUUUAUACAAAAGUGCCACAUCCCCACGUGAAGCAUUAUCACAUCAAACAAAAUACCCGCGGAGAAUUUUACUUGUCGGAAAAGCAUUGCUGCGGCUCCAUUCCCGAUCUAGUUAAUUAUCAUAGACACAACAGCGGUGGUCUAGCCAGUCGAUUAAAGACCAGCCCCUGCGAUCGUCCUGUACCACCGACUGCCGGCCUCAGUCAUGACAAAUGGGAAAUCGACCCAGCGGAAUUACAUUUGUUGGAGGAGCUUGGGUCUGGCCAAUUUGGAGUCGUGCGGAGAGGAAAAUGGCGCGGCUCUAUCGAUGUCGCCGUGAAAAUGAUGAAAGAAGGAACCAUGUCCGAAGAUGAUUUUAUAGAAGAAGCUAAAGUAAUGACAAAACUGCAACAUCAAAACCUAGUCCAGCUAUACGGCGUUUGCAGUAAAGAUAGACCAAUAUAUAUUGUCACGGAAUACAUGCGACAUGGAUCUCUUCUCAACUACCUCCGCCGUCACGAAACCUCAUUAGGUGCAAACGUUGGCCUCUUAUUAGAUAUGUGUAUACAGGUUUGCAAAGGAAUGGCAUAUUUAGAGAGGCACAACUAUAUACACAGAGAUCUUGCAGCACGUAAUUGUCUGGUGGGAUCGGAAAAUGUAGUAAAAGUUGCAGAUUUUGGUUUAGCUAGGUAUGUACUCGAUGAUCAGUAUACCAGUAGCGGUGGCACUAAAUUUCCUAUUAAAUGGGCGCCUCCGGAAGUUUUAAACUACACGCGCUUCAGUUCGAAAUCGGAUGUGUGGGCAUACGGAGUACUUAUGUGGGAAGUGUUUACGUGCGGAAAGAUGCCUUACGGUCGCUUAAAGAAUACGGAAGUCGUUGAGCGAGUGCAGCGAGGAAUUAUUUUGGAACGACCUAAAGCAUGUUUCAAGGAAGUGUAUGAGGUGAUGCGCAAAUGCUGGGCUCACUCUCCGGAAGUACGACCGUCCUUCCGCGUCCUGAAAGAGCAGCUGAUUAGUGUCUCCCAAGGAUUGGUCAACGAUUGACUCAACCUUCUGCGGUGUAUGCGCCUGUCCUCACCAUCCUGCCGAUCGAUCCGCUCGACGGCAAAAUCGUCGCCGUCAUCGGAACGAUUGCCCUCUGCCGGUCUAUCCUCGUCAAACUUGCCGUACAAUUCAGCAACGUUGCCGUUGCGCAAGACACGCGCGCCGGCUUCCCCGCCGCCUUCCACAAUCGAUUUCCCUCGUCGUUUCUCAUCGACUACGUGCAAAUCAAAAAGAGAGGGCUCCUCGUCGCCGAAUACACCCGGGCAUCAAGCUAGUCAACAAAAACCAUCUUCGAGCUCGACUAAUAACGUGUGUGACGUUUGCAGUUCCUACGGACAUCCGUGGAUUGAAAUAUGCAAGGCGAUACGAG